Messenger RNA from Recurvomyces mirabilis, 1005 nucleotides. RefSeq lists its product as uncharacterized. The coding region runs from base 1 to 1005 and encodes 334 amino acids. The transcript has a single exon. The record is from RefSeq and is a predicted model, not a curated record. Lineage: Eukaryota; Fungi; Ascomycota; Dothideomycetes; Mycosphaerellales; Teratosphaeriaceae.
AUGAGUCACAGGCAUGAGUUACAGGCAGAGCAAGCAGAGCUCGCACAACAUAUUCUGCAACUGAAUCACGAGCCGACAAAGACGAUCUCGCCUAAAGAUGCGCUGCUAGACUACAACGAGCAAGAGCAACCAUCGCUAUUUCAAGACACAAUACCAGCUGGUUACAAGCAGCACACCGCUGGAACAGAACAGUGGCCAAACAACUUCUUCGGCCAACCAGGCUCUGCCUUUGGUACUUUACAAAUGCCAAGUCAGCAGGCGAAUACGAAUUUUCGCGCCAUCUCAGCUGACGGCUUCUCAGGCACAGACUCUAUAGAGUUCCCGCCUUUGCCACCGCAAGAUCAAGGGCAGCUACAAAACAACUCAUACCUGGCCACUUCCUAUUCCGGUCCGAAAAUGGAGGCUAGCCCUGAGUUCCCGGCCCACCUGACCAACAUGGAGUCUUCCCUGAGCGACAAUGGUCCUCCGCCCUCGUCACAAGACAGCGUGCCUGCGGUUCCGACGCCUCAGCGAUCCUCAGACACCCGCGCAGCGACCGGCACAUACACCUGCACGUACCACGGCUGCGCACAACGCUACGACUCACACGCACAUCUUCAGAAGCAAAAGCGUGACUACCACCGGUCACAGCAGGAGCACAGCAGGGACAACAUUGGGACCAUGUCAUCGGCCGAGGCUUCCACUUCGCCGAGGUCAACCGAAUCCCCCGGACCUUUCGUCGCCGGGUUGACUUCCGCAGCAAUCUUGGCGCGCAACUCACAAGCAGGACCUUAUAAGUGUACCCGGAUCAAUCCAUCUACCAACAAGCCUUGCAACUCAAUCUUCACCAGGCCUUACGAUCUUGCACGGCAUGGAGAUACGAUCCACAACGGUCGCAAGCAAAAGGUCAGGUGUUCGAUGUGUCGCGAGGAGAAAACAUUCUCACGCAUCGACGCGCUGACACGGCACAUGCGCGUCGUUCAUCCGAAAGUGGAGAGUUUUGGCAAGCGUCAAAAGCGCAGCUGA